CCUCGAAACGCUUUAGGCAUCUACUUAGUCUUUAAGUUACGCAAGCUCCCUACUGUCAAUUUAAGGUUAAAGGAGAUUCUUGACACUUAGUUGAUACCUGAUUUAGUCUGAUCGAUUCCUUUAAAAUACUCCAAUUCCGCCGCUGUCGGCAUGGAGGCUCCAGUGAUUCAAAUAGACACCACGUUGGGAAGCUUCACGGUUGAGCUUUACUAUAAGCAUGCUCCUAGGACAUGUAAAAAUUUCGAGGAGUUGAGCAAGAGGGGCUACUAUGAUGGAACCAUUUUUCAUCGCAUCAUCCGGGAUUUCAUGUGCCAAGGUGGAGAUCCAACUGGGACAGGGCGAGGUGGCGAGUCUAUAUAUGGCGGGAAGUUUGAUGACGAGAUAACGCGCGAGUUGAAGCACACGGGAGCCGGCAUCUUGUCGAUGGCGAACGCAGGCCCAAACACAAAUGGGAGUCAGUUCUUCAUCACGUUGGCCCCAACGCCUUGGCUGGACGGGAAGCACACUAUCUUCGGCCGCGUCGCGACGGGCAUGGGCAUUAUCAAACGCCUGGGGAACUUACAAACGGACAAUAUGGACCGCCCUAUAACCGAGGUCAAGAUUGUUCGCGCCCGGCCAGUCUGAUGGCCACGCAGGUUGAUGAUGAUGUCCUCAAGGUGACUCCCUCGUUGACUGCCAGCUCAGGUGGUCGGGGCAUUAUUAUAAGACCAUGUUGAGACCCGGUUUCUGAUUCCUUGACCGUGUGGCCUAGGCCAGGAUUCCUGAGUUCGGCCGUAGAUGCAUGGGAAUUGUGAGGCUAUCGCCUGUGGGGCUGUCUUUGGAUGGUCACUCUUGGACGAAAACUUCUUUACCUUUGAUUUCUUUGGGUGCACGGUGGGAAUAUUGGGCCACUGCGACCGUUUUCGCAGGGCUGAAGUAGGAAACGGCUUGGAGGUGCUUCAGAUGGUUCAUUUUGCAGGAGCGAGCACGUCGAACCUUAAAAAUUAUUUUGCGG
Molecule: messenger RNA, 994 nt
Organism: Volvox carteri f. nagariensis
Lineage: Eukaryota; Viridiplantae; Chlorophyta; Chlorophyceae; Chlamydomonadales; Volvocaceae
Exons: 3
Coding region: 151-624 (157 amino acids)
Biological process (GO): protein peptidyl-prolyl isomerization; protein folding
Cellular component (GO): catalytic step 2 spliceosome
Molecular function (GO): peptidyl-prolyl cis-trans isomerase activity
Source: RefSeq, a predicted model, not a curated record